Peronospora matthiolae is the source of this 861-nucleotide messenger RNA. Lineage: Eukaryota; Oomycota; Peronosporomycetes; Peronosporales; Peronosporaceae. The record is from the annotation of a GenBank genome assembly.
AUGAACGUCGUCGCCGAGAUCCAGCGCCUGAACGAACGUGAGCUCGAGCUGAACGUGCCGCUCUCGGGCUCGUGGCACCAAAAGUACCGUGAAUCGGCAUGGAUCUUCCUCGGCGGUCUGUCGUUCGAGCUGUCCGAAGGAGACGUGCUGUGUGUUUUGAGUCAGUUUGGAGAGGUGGAAGACCUCCAUUUAGUGCGCGACGGCAAGACGGGCAAGUCGAAAGGGUUCGCUUUCGUGAAGUACGAAGAUCAGCGCAGUACCAUUUUGGCCGUCGAUAACCUCAACAAUUGGCAGUUGCUGGACCGGGUGCUGCGUGUGGACCACGUGCUCAAGUACAAGCUGCCGAAGGAGUUGCAAGAGGGCAGCGACUCGGAGGAUGACGAAAGCGCGGGCAAAAAGAGACGACCGAGGGGCUUGCCUGGUCACGCUUACGAGGGUAAAGAGCUCGCGUCGGAAUUUGAUUUGCAAGAAGGCGUCAACGUGUUUGCAGCUACGAAGGAGAAGCAGUUGAAGACGGACAAGAAGCACGGGAAGAAGAAGCUGAAGAAGAAGGACAAGAAGAAGCACGGGAAGAAGGCGAAGAAAGGGUCUACAAAGGUGAUGAGUCACGAGCAGAAACAGCAACAGGUGGUUGAACGGGUGCUGCAGAAGCGACGGGAGCAGAAGCUGAAGGAAGAGAGAGAGGCCGUGCAGAAAGGAGAGGAAGAAGUCGCACCACAGCCGAGUGCGACGGGGUGGAGGGGGCGGUUGGAGCCGUCGGGUGUGCGACCACGGUGUGAUGUUGCUAGGGAACAGCAAGAGAGUGGAGGACAGGAGACCCAGCGCUGUAAAAGUUACGGCGGCAUGAGUCGCACACGGUAA